GACAGAGUCGCCUCUGCUCCAUCACUCCCUUCGUUUGCUCAUUUUCUUCAAAAAUCGAAUUUCCCACACAAUUUCUAACCUUCUUCCUCUCAAAUUUCAUGUUACUAACAUUCAACAUCACCAAGAAUAACACAUAAAAGCCUCAAACACCUCUUAAAAAUUCAAUCUUUACCCCAAAUCCAGUCCCUCUCUCUCCCAACCAUGUCCGAUGCAGUCAUCACAGUCAUCCUCACGCAGGUCGCCACGAUCCUCGAGAAGCAGAUUCGCGAAGAGCUCAGCCUCGUCUGCGGCGUCGGCCACCAAUUCAAGAAGCUCAGGAGCGAAUUCGAGUCGAUCAGAGCAGUGAUCGCCGACGCAGAGAAGCGUCAGGUGAGAGAAGAGUCCGUCAAAGUCUGGCUCGAAAAGCUCAGAGACGUUUCCUACGACACCGAAGACGUUCUCUCCGAAUGGAUCGCCGCGAUGCAGAAAGUCGAAAGCGACGGCUGCCGUCGCUCUAGAAAGGUGACAUCUCUCUUCACCAUGCCUUGCUUCGGUUUCGAUAGAGUUGCAUUUCGCCGUGAAAUCGCGAUGAAGAUAAAGAAAAUCAACGAGAGGCUCUCCGAUAUUGCAGCUGAGAAAGUUAGGUACAAUUUCAGUGAGGUUUUGAGUAAUGAGACUUUGGAGAGGCCCAAAACGGCGUCGUUUAUCGACGAUGCCGAGGUGGAAGGGAGGGAUGUGGAUAAGGAGAAUUUGAUUGGUCGAUUGCUGGGGCGCGAGAAUCGAGCGAAAGGCCUAAAUGUGGUGUCCUUGGUGGGGCUGGGUGGGGUCGGGAAGACGACCCUCGCCCAGCUGGCAUUUAACUCUGACGAGGUGGUCAGCCACUUCGACAGAGCGGUGUGGGUGUGCGCGUCCGACCCUUUCGACGAGGUGCGGAUCGCGAGGGCGAUUUUGGAAUUUAUCGAGGGGAGUGCCCCUUACUUGUUUGAGCUUGAGACGUUGGUUACUAAAAUUAGGAACUAUGUGGAGGGGGAGAGGUUCUUGCUGGUCUUGGAUGAUGUGUGGACAGAGGACUUUAGGAAGUGGGAGCAGCUUUGGAUGUCUUUGAAGACGGGGAAGGCCGGGAGCACGAUCCUCGUGACCACGAGGAAGGAGAGCGUGGCGAGGAUCAUGGGGAGUAGCGACCUGAUCCGGCUAGGGGGGCUCUCUGUGGCGGAUUCGUGGGCCUUGUUUGAGAAGAUCGCGUUCCUUGAGAGGAAACGCGAGAGGUUUGAGGAGGUCGGGAGGAAGAUAGCGGAGAAGUGCAAGGGGUUGCCUCUUGCAAUCAAGGCGAUAGCCGGUUUGAUGAGGUUUAAAGCCACGUUGAAAGAGUGGGAGGACGUGCUCAGGAGCGAGUUUUGGGAGUUGGAGGAGGCGGAGGCGGAGGGGCUUUUCCCGCCCUUGAUGUUGAGCUACUAUGACCUUCCUUCGAAUGUGAAGCGAUGCUUCACAUUCUGUGCGUUUUUCCCGAAGGACCACGCCAUCGAGGCUAGCAACCUCGUGCAGCUCUGGAUGGCGCACGGCUACAUGGCCGCCUCGACUGGGAAACUCCCAGUCGAGGCGGAGGCCGAGAGAGUAGGGCAGGGCUACUUGCAUACCCUUGCAAUGAGGUCCUUUUUCCAAGAUGUGGUGAGGGAUAGGGAUAGGAUUGUGAGUGUUAGAAUGCAUGAUAUGGUCCAUGAUUUCGCGCACUAUAUCGCGAAGAACGAGUGCUCUGUCGUCGAGUUCAACGCGGAUUUCCAACGGAGGAUGGAGUCCUCGCACAAGCGGGCUCGACACCUAACCGUGGUCCGGGCAGAAGGCAGUCAGUUCCCGAAUGUUACUAAUGUGGAGAAGCUCUUCACAUUGUGGGUUCAGUCUUUCUACGACACACCGCCUAUCAUAUCUCAGCUCGACCGCGUUGAUCCGGACUUCAUACGCCGUCUCCUCUCCCUCCGGGCGCUGGAUUUCAGCCGGAACCGGCUAGGGGAGCUGCCUAAAGAGAUAGGCCUUUUGAUCAAGCUGAAACACCUCAACUUGUCACAUAAUCCAUUUUGGGAGCUUCCUGAGACAUUGUGUGAUCUCUAUAAUCUGCUGACCUUGAAGCUCUCUGGUUGCCAUCAUCUCCGUAGAUUGCCCUCGAAAAUCGAGAAACUGACAAAUCUCCGACACCUCGAGAUCGACAGGACUAGUAGCCUCAAGAUGCUGCCAAAGGGAAUAGCAGAGUUGGCCUCACUUCAAACAUUGAACAAAUUCAUCAUCAUGAAUGACAGAAGCAAUGCUGCUUGUGGGCUUGUGGAGUUGAAGAGCCUGAACAAUCUGCGCGGUUGUCUGAAGAUCGAGGGGCUCGGGUUUGCAGCAGGCGCAGCUGAGGCGAAGAAGGCCGAGCUGAGGAACAAAUCGCACCUCUCUGACCUUGAGAUGGACUUCAGCCCUUUGGUCAAGAGUGGUGACAGCCAAUACGAGGUGAUCGAGGCGCUUGAGGCGCCCGAGAAUCUCGAGUCGUUGCAGAUCACGUCGUACGGGGGCACGAGCCUGCCUCGAUGGAUCAUGAAUCUCGCUAAGCUGCAGAGGAUCAUCCUCCAAGACUGCCAAAACUGCGCGGCUCUGCCUCCUCUGGCCUCGCUCCCGUUGCUCGUGACGCUUCAUUUGGAGGGGCUGAACUCUAUGAAGUGCCUUGAUUUCGACUCGUUGGGGGCGCGGGCGGAUGGGGGCGCCACGGUGGCCUUCCCGGCCUUGAAGAAGCUGAAGAUUUCGAGGAUGGAGAGGUGGGAGGAGUGGGAUGUGAGCGUGGGGGGCGCUGCGAUGCCUCGUCUCCGGUGCUUGAAGAUCUCGCAUUGUGGCAAGGUGAAGGCGCUGCCACCGCUCCUCCGUGGCUCGAUGCUGAGGAAGCUGCGAAUCGACGGCUGCCCCGUGCUCCAUCGGCUCUACAACAAGGAGAGUGGGGAGCUUUGGAGUGAGAUUGCACACAUUUCAAAAGUUAGAGUUUCUUGAAGAUGCAUUUCACUAGGAAUGAGAAUUUGUGUGUUGUUUUGGUGUGGUUUAUUUAAAUUGUUAAUGAUAUUGUUUGUGAGUUUAAACUUUUGUGUUUUGGGCUUGA
This is a messenger RNA of Salvia hispanica, 3094 nucleotides long. RefSeq names its product putative disease resistance protein RGA3. NCBI's taxonomy places the organism in Eukaryota, Viridiplantae, Streptophyta, Magnoliopsida, Lamiales, Lamiaceae. Gene Ontology annotation, molecular function: ADP binding; protein binding. The record is from RefSeq and is a predicted model, not a curated record.